UAUAUACAGUUAACUGUCGAAGGCCUAACUCAUGUGAGCGUAAUGAAAUAGGGGGCGUAGAGACCGCAAGCGGAAAGAAAGAAUAGUGUUUUUAGGGACAUGUCGAUAGAUAUUGCACCGAACUCGGAUGGGUCUACGACCUUGAGGAACGGAAGCCAAUGUGGCUGCUGUUUCGUGGUCACUUAUUGUCAUCAUUUAGGCGCACUGUCGAAUCACGCGGGUAAGAAAAGUUGAUGCUCCUUCGCCUUCACAGAGUGUCCCGUCUUCAGGAGGACCGUUUAAUGGAUUGCGCUUGGGAGUUGGUACCCAAAUAAGCCGAGAUUUUUGUUCGCUGCCCUAUAGAACAGUGAAAGCUCAGCAAUAUAUGGAAAAUAAGUAUCGAAUGUGUCAAACCUGAGCAAAAAUAUGCAUAGCGUCCCCAUAUUUGCAGAGAGCAAUCGUGGAAUACACGACGCAGUCUUUGAUCCCGUAUCAACAGUAGUUGUGUUAAGUUGAAAUAGGUCAAACCCAGUUUGACGGGCGAAGUCAAUGCAACAAAUAGAGAUACUAGUUAAAGGCACGGAUUCUCACGUACAUUCUUUCAGCUCUCUUGAUGAUUGUUGUACGGUGCGGAUGAUGAUGAUGAUGAUGAACCGAUACAAUCAAGCGACGAGGCCACCAACGCAGUGCCAUGCGAAAGAAAUGUUUACUUUUCUGUUCUUGCCGAAAGGUGGCGCUCCUGAUAGUGGUUAUAAUAGAUUACAACUAGACGGGCAAUACCCGCACGGGUUAUUGCCUUUGCUUCGUCUGUCGGGUUGCUUCACCUAUUCCUCAGCGUUAGCCUUGUUCCGUUUGUUGUAGUUUAGUAAUUUACACACAUACACACGUACGCGCACACACAGCGAGAAGUGGCUACAGAGAGACAUUUAUGCAAACAUCGAUACGCAGACAAAAACGCAUAUUCGUCCUGCGUGUAUCGGAACGGUGCUCCCUACGACUGCUGUGACUGUUAUCACCCCUUGCAGCGAAAACGCUGUUUGUCUAAAGAGGCGCGCACAGGGUUCUCGCUCAGACGGGUUCUCCAUGGUCAGCAGCUGCAAGGAGGUUAUCUUUAUGCCCUUUGUUUGGCAAUGCGACGGCAGCAAUGUGCGGUGUGAACAAUACUUGUGUGCUUAUUUGUCAGCAAAAAUACAUGCCUAGACUAUGCCUAGACCCAAUAGCGGCAGAGGAGUUACAAAGGACCGCAAAGAGCCUGACGAUUGGCAUUAAGGCGCAGACAGCUGGUAAUCGGUAAUCAACAAUAUCGAUAUGCACUUACCCGUACGCGAGCACCGACUAUAAGAGAGCUGGCAAAUUUUUGGCGAGAGCAGCCAGCGCGCUUUUCUAAAAAACAACGUUGUAUUGAUGUACCGCCGGAACCUACAGGAUAGAACAACUUCCGUUAGUACAAAUAAAAGGGACUUCGCAAAACUUGUGACCAGUGGCAGUAAGCCUGUCCCAUCGACAGCCGCUGGACAAGGAAGCAGCUUUACGCUGAGCACCAUUACAGAAGAGACUGCAGCAAGAAAGCAUCGCAUUUAUUUCCAAAGAAAAUCUUUCAGAAGUGUCUCGAGUGCCAUUGAAGAUAUUAUUGCCAACUUCCGCCCCCUACAUAUGGACAAUAUGAUUCUCGUGUGUGUUUUGUGUCCCGGAAUGGGCCUCUGCGGCGAUCUUCAGAAAAUGUGCUACUGCCCGACAAAGUGUCUGAUGGCCCCGUCAGAUGAAAACGUCAAACUUCAGGAGCCAACGCAACCGUUAGCCGUUGAAUCCAUCGACGUUGUGAUCCGUCAGAUCAAUUACGAAGACACAUGUCCGCUACGACGUGAAGUACUCCGACCUGACUUAGAAGUCGUCUUUUACGAGGGUGAUCACAACGAAACAUCGAUUCAUCUCGGAGCCUUUGUCGCCAAUGAGCUAGUGGGAGUCAUUUCACUCUUCCAGGAGGAUUUCGGUGAGGUAAAAGCUGACGAAGCUCCGGCGGUGCACUUCCCGACGCCGGCGGGGAACACCCAGUGGCGCAUUCGGGGCUUCGCCGUGGCUGCGAAAAUGCGAAGCAAGGGACUCGGAACCAAACUAAUUGAAGCAUGUAUCCGGUGCUCUAAAGAGCGAGGAGGUCGUAUGGUUUGGUGCGUGGCUAGAUGCACCGCCGAAGUCGUAUACAAGCGGCAGGGCUUCAACCGGACCGGAGACGUAUUCGUUAUCGAAGGUGUUGGCCGAGUAGUACACAUGUUCAAAAACAUCUAGCCAAGCACUGCGUUACGCCUACAACAGACAGGCCAGGAAUUCUGACGACAAGACAGUACAUGUGUGAAAUAGCAGAUAUGAUAUCGCAUGCGUGACAAUUUGUACCAGAUCUGCACUGCAACAAUGAACGGCAGCAACAAUAACAAGAACACAACAAUAACAGCAAAAACAACAAGAGCAACAACAAUAACAUCAGCAGCAGCAGAAGUCAGUUAGCGAGUCGAGGCUGAAAUUGCAGCGCCACCUACACGUGGCGAUUUGCAUAUCAACCAGUGACCCGUCAGACGUACGCUCGAAGCUAACCUAGCAGACAGUCACGCCCUCUUCCCAGUUUUCAGCAGCGUUUUUCUCCCCCGCGGUCACAGCAUCAACCAACACAAUAGGAAAACUAUAGUAUGCUCGGCGUCGUGCACAACUAACGCGGCAAAAUUUAAAAACAAAAACGUGGACGUCUACGUACGUUCCGUUGUUGUUUCGGCGUCGAUUGAAAAAGUGACUGGACAAACGAAGCGGGUGAAAACAAGAUGACAAUAGCGCGAAAUAUGACAUUUAGAACGGAAAACUUCACAAAUUCAAACGUUUACUAUGAAAUACAGGACGGUUUACAAGGAAAGCUACAGACACAAAGAGGAGAUAGGCGGUAGAACAAAUCGUUAUUUUGUAUUUUUGUAAAACUGUACAAUACUGGGAAAUCUCUUGUUCCUCCACACUGAAACAGCACUACCAUAAUGGAACAGAUGAGACACACGGAUGCCCGAACAAAACUGGGGGAACGAGGGGAUGGAAUGAUGGCUAAUGAAAUGAUUCAAAAGUCUGCUUAUAUAAUUUGUGGUAAUAUAUUGGCUUGCUAUGUUAAUUGUAGUAAGCUAUAUACACACAGAUAUAUAUAACGUUACGUGCGCAGAUGCACACAUACACACAUGCAUAAAUACACAUAUAUAUAUAUAUAUAUAUAUAUAUAUACACGCACAUACACACAAAGUACAUACUACGUUUAAUGCAUCGACAAACAACCACGAAAGUAACAACGGCUUGAAGCGAUGACGAUGAAGCCAGUUAGAUUGACGAAGUGAGUUCGCUCAGCGGAAACUGUUGGUAACCGCAAAGAUUGUAAAUGGGGUUUAGCAGUACCGUCGCAGCAAGAUCUUAAUGUAUUACUCUAUAAUAUGUACUAUUGCUGCUAAUCAACAUCUGAUCAUUGUGCGCUGUGGCCGCAAACGGAGUUAUUUUGCUUACACGUUUUGAAUAGUACAUAUAUAAAAAUAGGACUAUAUAUAUAUAUAUAUAUAUAUAUAUAUAUAUAUAUAUCAGCUGAAGAAUCGAGAGCUGAUGCUAAUAUUAGUACUAUUACUGUAAUACUUUAUCCGACAAAUAUAUGAAUAAUAAUGGACGAUAAAUUCAGUAUUCUAACUUAUUAACGGGGUGAAAAGUAAGACGUCUUGAGUGGACUGGGUAAGCAACGCUUCCGAGCAAAGGGAGGGACUUGUUCAGUAAAAAUGAUUACAAAACAUCGAAAGCAUAGGUCCUAAGAUGUUUAAAUAUCUAAUGAAUAAGCUGAUUGGCGGCUCCACUCAUGAACGAUUUUUCUUGAGAAGGAUUGCGUCCGUUUUCCUUUCGUUGGCGGAAAUGCUCGCUGCAAAGUCCCAGCCCUGCCAACCCCUAUAGCAAGUAUUUAACAACUCUGUAUAUAAUUUUGUUUAUGUAUUCGCGAUGCAUCCGGAUGUCGGAAAUGGACCGUCGAGGUAGCGGAAAAAAGUCCUAUGUCGAACAAACGAUCACAUUGGCGCGAAGGUCGAAAACGGACAAAAAGGAAAAAACUUUUCAUUUUCUUUUGAAAACCCAAGUCUAACUUUUCAGUGCCUUCGCACCUUAAACUCUUAGUCGACAAGACUCUACCUGCGGAGUUAUGGGGGACAAGUUUAUUUGGCGACAAUGUUAUCUGCUAAAUGCUAAUUGCUAUCCUUUAUACAAUAUAUUUCUGUGUAAACAAGAACUAGAAUCAAGCCAUGGCAAGCUGGUAUGAAGUAGGCUCGUGCCCUAUGGAAGGCGGCUGAACCUAACAUUCCGUAAUAAUAUUAUGCCAUCAUAUGACAAGCACCAUCGCAGAGAAGUAAAAGACUGGGUCCGGCUGCUAAUCGUUUGUUCCUGUUUGUUGCGUAUUACCAUAAUGAAGAUAACCAAAGCUGUCGUGACCACUAGGUGUACCACAGAUCGAGGGCAAAAACGGAAAGAAACUGCAUAAUCGCCGAGCCCGAAGACUCUACUACAGGAGCCUUUAAACAGUUAAGGAACGGGCAAGACGGGUCAUAUAUAGGGCUAUCAUCAAAAACACGACUUUGUGGUUAGGUGGAUGAUUUUAUGGUAUGGUUUUAUAUGGUAAUAAAAUUAUAACUAAAUACGGAUAACAGCGUAGGACAGAAUAUAAUGUCGUCUGCUAUUUGGUGAUUAAUGCAGUCUAACAAACCCAACAAGUCGUCUAGCUAAUCGUAAAGCUACAUUUUACGAUAGAUGACGAUGACGGUGUUUGUAACCUGGACUGUCUUAAAAGGCCACGUCUGUGUUUUGGGUUAGGCCAAAGAUGAUAAUGGAACAUGUUUGGAAGGGAGUAAUUAUUCUCAAAAAUACCACUAUUUCAAAGACAGCACGUCAAGCGUCAGCUCAUAAUAAAUAAACAAUGAAAUACCAUUAUAUAAAAAGAUGGUAGGAUAGUAUGAGUAUUACAGCAGCACUGUUUUUAUGGCCCAAUAAGUGGAUGGCAAGGUUUUUACUUAACUAGACAGAAUGAACUAAAAAGCUUAUAGGACGUUGCUGUUCACGAACGAUGAAAAUAUUAGAAGUAGCGUAUUGGAAAAAAAUACGGUAAAAUCAACAAAGAGGUGACAGUAAAUAUCGAUCUUGUACCCCAGUAGGAUGUUAUCGUAGCUUCUACGAAUUUCAUUAAAAACAUCUACUAUAAAAAAAAUAGGUCAGUCAUUUGGAAGUACGAGGGUCUUUCGGAGUUUUAAUGUGUUUUUGCAAUUACGUCGAUGGCAAGCCAAUCGGUUGUACCGAAACAUAAUUCGGUUCAUCUGUGUGAACUCGUAUCCUGUACGAAAAAGUAAUCAGUGCUACAAAAGCCUAUAUAGCUGUUUGUUUAGGACAAACUGGCAUCUUCAUUCCUGAUAAAUGAACAUGCAAUUGCCGUCCAUAGGCCAGCCCAUCCUUUAAAGGUCGCCAGUGUACCUUGCCACCCUCCGGAAAUGCGAAAAAUAGGAUCUGCUAUUCCUAUGUGCUGUUCUUAAGCGCCAGGUUUUGCAACACUACAGAAUAAUCGCUUUAUCUCUUGUACUGUCGACCUUGCGCAUAUGCCAUAAUUUUGUUUCCACCAGUCAACUGCAGUGAAUAUUAGCAGACAGAUGGCGUCCUUUAUGGCGAGAGUGGUCUUAACUGGUUUUUUGAGGUCAACCUUGCUAGAAAGGAUGGAAAUGGGCCGUGCAUGGCCAUUUAUCGGAGCUGCUAUCAUUAAUGUUUGUCACCUUCGGAAAUAAUCAGCCGAAUAUAUAAUUUUCUUCUUCGUCUUCGUUUGACGCGGGUUGAUUACCUAAAAAACUACGGUGCUCGCUUACGGCAUGUAUUGGCAAGAUAGUUUGUCUCACCAAGGGAUGGGCCACAUGUGGGUUCCUAGGUGGUCGAUCGGUCGAAGGGGAUGAAAGGGCCAGCAUGCACGUGUACACAUGCGUGCAGCCAACGAAACAGUAUCGGAGAAUAGUUUUCAUGUAUCCUCAGUCCUUUCAUGUAUUGUAUUUCCAUUUACCACUCGAAUUCAGAUUCUGAAGCGAAAAAGCAGCCUGCCAGGAGAGGAGGCGCUUCGGGGUGCGCCUGUCUUCAUCUAUUUCUCCUGUUAGUGAUACGUUGUUUCCUAGCGUGUAACUAAAAUCUAUCUAAAGACUAAUCAACAUAAAAAUGUAACUUGGAUUUUAAUAAGUCCAAGACAAGUCACAAAAUGUAUUCAUCGGUAUGGACGCGUCCUCGUCGAUUCGGAAUGACUUCAGAGAAACUACAACACCCAACUGACAUGUCUAUUCGUUAACACGAAAACAAUAUAGCACGUAACAACUGUCUUCAUAGUUGAUACAACGCACAUAAAAGGCACAGACGUUGCGUUUUACGUGCUAAAUAAGGGAAGUUCAUGGAGAUGUAGAGUUUAGUAGCUGGGUUUUGAUGAAAGGGUGUAAGAUGUCGAAAAUGUAAAAACGAUUAUUGAAAGCGAAAAUUUACAUAGAACCGUUAAGAAAAAUUUGGCCCAAUUUGUGAUUACUGCUAUCCUAAAAUUAGGUUUUCUCCAACUCAGUCAUAUGUUGACUUCGUUACUUAGUACACAUAAUACAUUUUUCCAUUUGGAUUGUUGUCGUUCGUGCCACAAUGGUGUAUUUGCGUCAAUCGAUGAACACGGGAUUGUGAUUGCCCGAAGUCCCCUCUAUACACGACUUGUAUAAACCAUGUAAACCCAAGUGAAGCAAAUAGAUUUUAGCUAUCGCAAAUGAGCCAAUAUGCA
Molecule: messenger RNA, 6796 nt
Organism: Varroa destructor (honeybee mite)
Lineage: Eukaryota; Metazoa; Arthropoda; Arachnida; Mesostigmata; Varroidae
Molecular function (GO): acyltransferase activity, transferring groups other than amino-acyl groups
Source: RefSeq, a predicted model, not a curated record